ACAUUUUUAUUAUUUACACUUUCACUACUGUGGCACAUUUCAAUUGUAAAUUUUUCUUUACAUGUGAAAAUAUGAAUUCGCUAUUAUAAUACAACUUUUGUUUCGAUUUUUCUUUAAAAAGUAAUAAAAAAAAAUUGCGAAAAAAAAAUAUUCAAAUAAAAACUUUUUUUUUUCCUAUUUUCAAUAGUGCCAACUAUUUUCUCUUUUUAUUCCUCAACUUCCGGUAAAUUUGGGGUCCGGUGGUGGGCCUGAUUAUAUUGGAGCAUGCGCAGUUUGACGCUUAAAAAAUAAACAUCCCUUUCGGUCCAGGAGUGAAUAAAAAAAAUAGCACUUUAAUACCGCGGAGAAAAAUUAACAAUAGUUCGCAUAAAAUCGAUCUAUUAUUUAUGUGUCACAUUGUUUUUUCAAAGAAAACAUCACAUCAAACGAUUAAAUAACGUUUUUUUUAAUUGUAUUCGCAAAACUCAUUCCAUGUGCGGUUGGAACGAAAGAAAGAAGAAGAAGAAGAAGGGAGGGAGUCGAUCAAUAUUUCACCCCUCACUAGUGUAAUCAUCGAAAGUGGCACCCCGCGUAAACGUUGUGAAAAGAUUUUUCUACUUUUGUUUAGUAUAGGGGAUAAAAGUCGACAUUGUCGGUUUUAAUUCCAAAAGAACGUUAUUAAAAUUCAUCAUAUUUACAAAUAUCGGCCUCUCAUUUUUGAAAAUAUAAAGUUGUUCGUUAUUCGAAAUAUUGUCUGCGACCUGUCACUUUAUUUCCUUUUUUUUCUGGGGUGCAACAUCGAAAAUUAUUCAACGAGCCAGAAUUGCAUCAUUAAACAUCGACACAAAAAAAAAGAAACAUAUUUAUAAGUGCUAAAAACACAUUCCAGAAUAGAAAUGAAAAUAUCUAUGAUGAGGAUAACGCAGCGGUUAGCGUGCAACCACGCGAGGAGAACAUUCCUAGAGAUUAAUUCUAAAUUCCAAGAGAAUAGUUUAAAGUUGAAAAAAUUCAUUGACACAAUAUACACUACUUGUUAACAAAAUCCAAUUUAUUUUGUAAAUAUUGAAACCCAAAAGAAGAAAAAAAAAAUGAAAAGAUUACUCGAAGACGGUGCUGCACCGAAACACUACCUCUGUUUAAUCUGUACAAAGCUGCAAAAACAGAAUUUAGAAUUUUAGAAAGAAAAUAAGAGAAAAAAAACAUAGAUAUAUAUUCGCAUAUUGCUAAAUGAUUAUAUUCUUAAUAGUUAUUUAUGUAUGACAUUAUAACAAAUAAGAAUUUUCAAAUAAAGAGUGUAUCUUCCAAGAAAAAAAAAAAGUAAAAGUUCACUCAUCGUUACUAUAUUAUUAAAGACAAGAGUCACAAAACAAUCCACAGACGAAAAGUGAAAUCAGCUUUGUUUUAAACUUAAUUGUAUAAGGGUUUGAGGUUUAAGUUUUUAUAUUGCGGAAGCUCAAAAGUACAAUAAAAAAAAAAAGGACAACAAUGACUGAAGCGUACGACAGUAAUUUGAUUUGGAUUGUCGUUAUAGGAUUUCUUGUAGCGUUUAUCCUGGCGUUUGGAAUUGGAGCCAACGAUGUUGCAAAUAGCUUUGGAACCAGCGUUGGCGCUGGUGUCCUUUCAAUAUUUCAAGCUUGUAUCCUUGCAACUAUUUUUGAAAUUGCGGGAGCUGUUCUUAUAGGAUACAAGGUAUCAGAUACUAUGCGUAAGGGGAUAUUAGACGUUUCUUUGUACGUGGGCCACGAGAAGGAACUGAUGCUGGGAUCAUUGGCAACAUUGGCUGGUUCGGCUGUCUGGUUAUUGUUGGCAACUGCCUUGCGACUUCCAAUUUCCGGUACGCAUUCUAUCGUUGGCGCCGCUGUGGGUUUCUCUCUUGUAUGCAGGGGAACGGCAGGGGUGAAAUGGUCUGCUCUAAGAAACAUAGCAGCAUCUUGGUUUGCGAGUCCCCUUCUCAGUGGCACCGUCUCAGUAAUUAUAUUUUGGAUUAUCAGGAAGACUGUGUUACUGUCCAAUGAACCUUUAAAGCAGGGUCUAAAUAUUUUGCCUCUCGCUUAUGGCCUUACUAUUGCUAUUAAUAUUCUUUCUAUUGUGCACGAUGGACCGAAACUUUUGAUGCUGGAUAAUAUACCAUGGUGGGGAAGUCUAAUAGCAUCAUUAGGUAUUGGCUUAUUGUCAGCUGUGAUUGUUUAUAUAUUUUUAGUCCCAUGGGAGAGAAAGAAAAUUCUUUCAUCACACAAUACUAUUGGAAGAAAUGCCGGAUUCAAUCCAAGUGAAUCAAAAGAAACAACGGCAUUAUCGGUUAUUGUUGAUGGUGGUCAAGUAACAAGUAACACUGAAAUGGCAAGUUUGGAUGCACCAAAAUUAAGGGGCAACAAUAGCGCGAGUCCAUUAUUAAUGGCGGCUGGUGAUGCCGAUGGUGGUACAGGGAAUAUUGAUAUGAAUGAUGAACAUCCAGAUGUAUCGAAAUUAUUUUCAUUUUUGCAAGUAUUAACUGCUGCUUUUGGUAGCUUUGCACAUGGCGGAAAUGAUGUUAGCAAUGCAAUUGGACCAUUAAUUGCAUUAUGGGCUAUUUAUGCGGAAGGUUCGGCGAAACAAGAGGCAGAAACACCAUUACUUAUUUUACUCUAUGGUGGUUUGGGUAUUUCAACGGGACUUUGGAUUUGGGGUCGUAGAGUUAUUCAAACAUUGGGACAGGAUUUAGCUCGUAUUACACCCACUACAGGAUUCACAAUAGAGGUAGGAGCUGCUUUAACAGUAUUGUUGGCAAGUAAGGCUGGUUUACCUGUGUCAACGACUCACUGUAAAGUGGGUUCCGUUGUUUGCGUGGGCUGGGCAUCACGUGGUGGUGAAGGUGUUUCAUGGAAACUUUUCCGAAAUAUUGCCUUCGCCUGGGUAGUCACUGUUCCAGUUGCGGGUUUGUUAUCAGCAGGCUGUAUGACAAUUUUCAAAGAAGUAAUUAGCUACUGAUUUUUCACCGUACUAAACAUUUUUUUAAAUCGUUUUUAGCAAAAUACCAUCCAACGCUACUGUUGUCAAUAAUAAUUAAGAAAUAAAUAUCAAAAAAAAAAAAAAGAAAAGAAAAGAAAAUUGAACAAAAAAAAAUGAAAAACUUCAUGCCUCUAUUAUUAUACAUAUAUAUAUAUAUAUAAUUUGUAAUCGUUUCAACAUUUUUAAAGAUAUUAAACAUUAUUUUAACUUAAAA
Leptopilina boulardi is the source of this 3181-nucleotide messenger RNA. It is a transcript of the gene NaPi-III, whose product is annotated as sodium-dependent phosphate transporter 2. Gene Ontology annotation, cellular component: membrane. Bases 1465 to 2946 code for a protein of 493 amino acids. Gene Ontology annotation, biological process: phosphate ion transmembrane transport. The record is from RefSeq and is a predicted model, not a curated record. Gene Ontology annotation, molecular function: phosphate transmembrane transporter activity. The transcript is spliced from 6 exons. NCBI's taxonomy places the organism in Eukaryota, Metazoa, Arthropoda, Insecta, Hymenoptera, Figitidae.